CUCCCAGCCACCCAGACGGCCAUGGCAGAGCAGCUGGCACCGGAGCUCCCUGGGGACACUGCCGUGUGCAGCGGGCGCUUCACCAUCAGUACUCUGCUGGGGAGCGAAGAGCCCCCACCGCCGGCAGCCUAUGACAGUAGCCACCCCAGCCACCUGACCCAUGGCAGCACCUUGUACAUGCGCACCUUCGGCUAUAACACCAUCGACGUGGUGCCUGCCUAUGAGCACUAUGCCAACAGCGCCCUGCCGGGCGAGCCCCGCAAGGUCCGGCCUACACUGGCCGACCUGCACUCCUUCCUCAAGCAGGAGGGCAGCCACCUGCACGCGCUGGCCUUGGACAGCCGGCCCAGCCAUGACAUGACUGAUGGGCUGGUGGAGGAGCAGGGAGCCCCCUGCUCCAGCAGCGAGAAGACCCCCGGCGAGCCCGUGCGCUUUGGCUGGGUCAAGGGGGUGAUGAUCCGGUGCAUGCUCAAUAUCUGGGGUGUGAUUCUCUACCUGAGGCUCCCCUGGAUUACUGCCCAGGCGGGCAUCGUCCUGACCUGGCUCAUCAUCCUGCUCUCUGUGCUGGUCACCUCCAUCACGGGCCUCUCCAUCUCGGCCAUCUCCACCAACGGCAAGGUCAAGUCAGGCGGCACCUACUUCCUCAUCUCCCGGAGUCUGGGCCCAGAGCUAGGCGGCUCCAUCGGCCUCAUCUUUGCGUUCGCCAAUGCCGUGGGCGUGGCCAUGCACACCGUGGGCUUCGCGGAGACGGUGCGGGACCUGCUUCAGGAGUACGGCUCGCCCAUCGUGGACCCCACCAACGACAUCCGCAUCAUCGGUGUGGUGACCGUCACCGUGCUGCUGGCCAUCUCCCUGGCCGGCAUGGAGUGGGAGUCCAAGGCCCAGGUGCUCUUCUUCCUGGUUAUCAUGGUCUCAUUUGCCAACUACUUGGUGGGAACCCUGAUCCCCCCAUCUGAGGACAAGGCCUCCAAAGGCUUCUUCAGCUACCGGGCCGACAUUUUUGUGCAGAACUUGGUGCCUGACUGGAGAGGCAUAGACGGCAGCUUUUUUGGGAUGUUCUCGAUCUUCUUCCCCUCGGCCACAGGCAUCCUGGCAGGGGCCAACAUCUCUGGGGACCUCAAGGACCCGGCUGUGGCCAUCCCCAAGGGGACACUCAUGGCCAUUUUCUGGACCACCGUCUCCUACCUGGCCAUCUCGGCCACCAUAGGCUCCUGUGUGGUCCGAGAUGCCUCCGGGGUCCUGAACGACACGGUGACCCCCGGCUCCGGCACCUGCGAGGGGCUGGCCUGUGCCUACGGCUGGAAUUUUACAGAGUGCUCCCAGGAGCACAACUGCCGCUAUGGUCUCAUCAACUACUACCAGACCAUGAGCAUGGUGUCUGGCUUUGCGCCCCUGAUUACGGCCGGCAUCUUUGGGGCCACCCUCUCCUCGGCCCUGGCCUGCCUCGUUUCUGCCGCCAAAGUCUUCCAGUGCCUGUGUGAGGACCAGCUGUACCCCCUGAUCGGCUUCUUCGGCAAAGGCUACGGCAAGAACAAGGAGCCGGUGCGCGGCUACCUGCUGGCCUACACCAUCGCCGUGGCCUUCAUCAUCAUUGCCGAGCUCAACACCAUCGCCCCCAUCAUCUCCAACUUCUUCCUGUGCUCCUACGCGCUCAUCAACUUCAGCUGCUUCCACGCCUCCAUCACCAACUCGCCCGGCUGGAGACCCUCCUUCCGGUACUACAGCAAGUGGGCGGCGCUGUUCGGCGCCGUGGUCUCGGUGGUCAUCAUGUUCCUGCUCACCUGGUGGGCCGCGCUCAUCGCCAUCGGCGCGGUCCUCUUCCUCCUGCUCUACGUGAUCUACAAGAAGCCAGAGGUCAACUGGGGUUCCUCAGUGCAGGCCGGCUCCUACAACCUGGCCCUGAGCUACUCGGUGGGCCUCAACGAGGUGGAGGACCACAUCAAGAACUACCGCCCCCAGUGCCUCGUGCUCACCGGGCCCCCCAACUUCCGCCCAGCCCUGGUGGACUUUGUGGGCACCUUCACCCGGAACCUCAGCCUGAUGAUCUGUGGCCAUGUGCUCAUCGGACCCCGCAAGCAGAGGAUGCCUGAGCUCCGGCUCAUCGCCAAGGGGCACACCAAGUGGCUGAACAAGAGGAAGAUCAAGGCCUUCUACUCAGACAUCAUGGCGGAGGAUCUCCGCAGCGGAGUCCAGAUCCUCAUGCAGGCCGCAGGUCUUGGGAGAAUGAAGCCCAACAUUCUGGUGGUCGGGUUCAAGAAGAACUGGCAGUCGGCUCACCCGGCCAUGGUGGAAGACUACAUUGGCAUCCUGCACGAUGCAUUCGAUUUCAACUAUGGUGUGUGCGUCAUGAGGACGCGUGAGGGGCUCAACGUCUCGGAGGUGAUGCAGGCCCACAUUAACCCCGUGUUUGACCCGGCGGAGAACCGCAAGGAAGCCAGCGCCAGCAGGGCCAGGCCAUCUGUCUCGGGCACACUGGACCCCGAGGCCCUGGUGCGGGAGGAGCAGGCCAGCACCAUCUUCCAGUUGGAGCAGGGCAAGAAGACCAUCGAUGUUUACUGGCUGUUUGACGACGGAGGCCUCACACUCCUCAUCCCCUAUCUCCUCGGCCGCAAGAAGAGGUGGGGCAAAUGCAAGAUCCGAGUGUUCGUGGGGGGCCAGAUCAACAGGAUGGACCAGGAGAGAAAGGCGAUCAUUUCUCUGCUGAGCAAGUUCCGACUGGGGUUCCACGAGGUGCACGUGCUCCCCGACAUCAACCAGAAGCCUCGGGCUGAGCACACCAAGCGGUUCGAGGACAUGAUCGCCCCCUUCCUCCUGAACGACGGCUUUCGGGACGAGGCCACCGUGGCGGAGAUGAGGAGGGACUGCCCUUGGAAGAUCUCAGACGAGGAGAUGAACAAGAACAGGGUGAAGUCCCUCCGGCAGGUGAGACUGAACGAAAUCCUGCUGGACUACUCCCGGGACGCUGCCCUCGUGGUCAUCACCUUGCCCAUCGGGAGGAAGGGGAAGUGUCCGAGCUCGCUGUACAUGGCCUGGCUGGAGACGCUGUCCCAGGACCUCAGCCCGCCGGUCAUCCUGAUCCGAGGAAACCAGGAAAACGUGCUCACCUUUUAUUGCCAGUAACUGCA
Condylura cristata (star-nosed mole) is the source of this 3125-nucleotide messenger RNA. RefSeq names its product solute carrier family 12 (sodium/chloride transporter), member 3 (gene SLC12A3). Gene Ontology annotation, molecular function: sodium:potassium:chloride symporter activity. Gene Ontology annotation, biological process: cell volume homeostasis; chloride ion homeostasis; sodium ion transmembrane transport. The coding region runs from base 22 to 3120 and encodes 1032 amino acids. The transcript has 26 exons. NCBI's taxonomy places the organism in Eukaryota, Metazoa, Chordata, Mammalia, Eulipotyphla, Talpidae. Gene Ontology annotation, cellular component: membrane. The record is from RefSeq and is a predicted model, not a curated record.